UUUCUCUCUUCACAUUUGCUUGCACGUUGUCUAAUCGUUCAUAUUUACAAAAUAGAAGUUGUAAACAACUAAAAGCAGAAAAUGGAAGUUCUUAACCCUUGUUUUUCUGGUUUAUGCAAUCUGGAAGUCAUGGAAUGGCUCAGGAAUAUUAAGGAUACAAAAAAGAAGUAUGGUCUAAGAAACUUGGCGACUAUCACCUACGAAACUCUACAGUUUUUGGAGGAAUCUCCAUGUAAAUAUGAGACCCGUGACAGCAUUAUGCAUUUUUUAAAAGAUAUGGAAACCUAUAAAUUGAGCACAAAAGAAUUGCUCAUGAUGGUCAAUGACCCACCUUCUAGUGCUUUACACAUACAGUUGUUAAUUGAAGACAGUGAGGAACGAUUAACCGAGGACCAAGUUAAUGAAAUUAUACAAAUAUCAAAGAGACACUUUCCUGGUCCUCCGAGUGAUACAAGUUGAUAAUAAAAUCUUUGUUCGUGUAGUUAAAAAUGUUUUCGAAUUUGUAAU
Molecule: messenger RNA, 507 nt
Organism: Stomoxys calcitrans (stable fly)
Lineage: Eukaryota; Metazoa; Arthropoda; Insecta; Diptera; Muscidae
Product: DNA-directed RNA polymerase III subunit RPC9
Exons: 2
Coding region: 82-459 (125 amino acids)
Biological process (GO): transcription initiation at RNA polymerase III promoter
Cellular component (GO): RNA polymerase III complex
Molecular function (GO): nucleotide binding
Source: RefSeq, a predicted model, not a curated record